Messenger RNA from Hevea brasiliensis (rubber tree), 655 nucleotides. RefSeq names its product serine carboxypeptidase-like 18. The coding region runs from base 169 to 486 and encodes 105 amino acids. Gene Ontology annotation, biological process: proteolysis; secondary metabolic process. Gene Ontology annotation, molecular function: serine-type carboxypeptidase activity; acyltransferase activity, transferring groups other than amino-acyl groups. The record is from RefSeq and is a predicted model, not a curated record. The transcript has 4 exons. NCBI's taxonomy places the organism in Eukaryota, Viridiplantae, Streptophyta, Magnoliopsida, Malpighiales, Euphorbiaceae.
AUUGCACUAAAAUUAGUUGCUCUUUGCACUAAAAAAAUUAGUUGGCUCUUUUCACUAAAAUUAGUUGGCUCUUUCUCAUCAUGCCAAUGUGUUCCUUGUAUUCACCACUUCUUCUCUUGCUUUUCCCAGCCAUCAUUGCCUCUCAAAUUGUCACCAAUCUUCCUGGUUAUGAUGGUGAUCUACCCUUCACCCUUGAAACUGGAUCCACUAAUGCUAUGGCUCACUGGUGGUCCUGGUUGUUCAAGUCUCACUGCCUCGUUUUAUGAAAGUGGUCCAGUUUCUUUCGAUUACGAAAAUUAUUCUGGAGGUUUACCAUCACUCCAUCUGAAUCCUUUUUCUUGGACACAGAGCCUAAACAUAAUAUACCUAGAUGCACCAGUGGGCAAUGGAUCCUCUUACUCUACAACCCAAGAAAAUUACCAUUCUGAUGAUAUUAAGUCUGCUUGGCAGACCUAUCAAUUUCUUUACAAGAUAUCUAAAAUCUGAAAAUUCAAAAUUUGAGAAUUGUUUUAUUCAAUUUUGAUUUUAUUGAUUUUUCAUAGCAUAAAAAAAACCGAAUAUAAUUGUUAAAAUCAGAUUUUUUUUCUCUUUAAUUUUAAUUAGGUUAAUUAAUUGAUUUAAUUUAAUUACGUUGAUUAAUUUUUAUUCAAUUCUU